CACAGAUUCUAUAUCUCCUCUAAGAAGCUUUUCUAAUAACCUUUUUUGUGAUUCCUUUCAUUCAUUGAUAUACCUAAGUAACGUAACCAUGGAGUCCAAGAGUUUCUUGUCGGGAUACAAACAAUCUUCUUCUUCUUCUUCUUCUGUUCCUUUGUUUGCUCUGUUCAACUUGUUCGUCAUAAGUUUCUGCAGAUGGGUUUCCUCAACUCGCAUCUCUUUAUCCAGAUUUAUCCCUCUUCUUCAACAUCAUCAUCAAAGUAGUAUCGACAAAAACAACAACAAAGAUCAACAAGAGAGAAUGAUGAUCAAACAAGAAGAUGGUGAUCUAUGUAAAGAAGAUGCUGAGAUGGUUAUGACAAGUUUAGGGCUUUUUUCCAAUGAUGAUGAUGAUGAUGACGAUGAUCAGCUUCAAGAACGGUACAGUGCCAAGCAAGUUUCGUGUUUGUUCGAAGAGAAAGAAGCUAGUUUGGAAGAAGUGAAGCAAGCUUUCGAUGUGUUUGAUGAAAACAGAGAUGGGUUCAUCGAUGCUACAGAGUUGCAAAGAGUUUUGACAAUCUUAGGUUUCAAAGAAGGGUUUUGCUUAGAGAACUGUUUGGUCAUGAUUAGGUCAUUAGAUGGAAACAAAGACGGAAGAAUCGAUUUUAAUGACUUUGUUAAAUUCAUGGAGAAUAGCUUCUAUUAAGAUCUAAUAAUGACAUUUAUUCUUUUAUUAUUACUAUUCUUGUGAUGAGAUUGUGAAUAUUAAAACAUGUUUGUUGAAAAAAUACAACUCUUUGCGGCGUUUAAUCGAA
Molecule: messenger RNA, 791 nt
Organism: Camelina sativa (false flax)
Lineage: Eukaryota; Viridiplantae; Streptophyta; Magnoliopsida; Brassicales; Brassicaceae
Product: putative calcium-binding protein CML45
Molecular function (GO): calcium ion binding
Source: RefSeq, a predicted model, not a curated record